This is a messenger RNA of Scylla paramamosain (green mud crab), 2614 nucleotides long. Its product is annotated as glutamate receptor ionotropic, delta-2-like. Gene Ontology annotation, molecular function: ligand-gated monoatomic ion channel activity. Bases 969 to 2591 code for a protein of 540 amino acids. NCBI's taxonomy places the organism in Eukaryota, Metazoa, Arthropoda, Malacostraca, Decapoda, Portunidae. The transcript has 12 exons. Gene Ontology annotation, cellular component: membrane. The record is from RefSeq and is a predicted model, not a curated record.
UUGUGUUGCUGGCCGGUGGUCUGACUGCCGGGCUGGUGGUUUGGUGUCUUGAGCUGCUCAACAGUCUCGCCAAGAAAUCCUCAUAGAAAAAGUUGUGACCAACGCCAUGUCCUGCACAUUUCACGACCAGUGUCAAAAGAAUUACUCCAAACUUCUUUUAAUACAACAAAUGUAAAGUAUGCAUUCAAAAAACAUGUCACACACACACACACACACACACACACACACACACACACACACACACACACACACACACACACUACAGCUGUUAUUCAUUGAUAACUUGCCACGCCAUCCCCAGACGCAGCAUGAAUAAAAAGGUAGCACACGAUUUCGCAUCCAGCAGUCUAGCGCGCCACCUCUCUCAGUGCACUCCCACUUCAGCAUCAAGACCACGCGCACGAUGGUGGCCGUCGCCUUGCUAACGUGGCUAUUCUUCCUCAAUACACAGUCCCUGCGGUCCGCUGCACUGCUGCGUCAGUCCUCAGAAAGCACAGCACCAGAAGCACUAGCAGCAGUGCAAGGCGUCUGGGCGUCACAGCGUCAGUACCAGUGUCCGGCGUUGCUCUUGUCGGAUAACCCUAGCCAGGUUGCUCUAACAUUCGUGAAGGUACGUCACUCGUCGAGGCGAGUAAAACCUUUUCCUUAUUCGAGAACUGAAAGAUUGCAUUGGCAACAUUUCAUUGGAUGAUCAUUAUUACUCUCCAGGCGGCUUUUUCAGGAGGCUGAAGAGAAGCUUUCGCCACGCGGCAUCGCCGUCUUCCUGGCGGCUCCUCAACACACGCAGGGUAAUGGAACGCUGGUGUACCUCAAGGGGACGAUCGACAAGGUUCGCCAGGUGAGUCAUUCUCACGUAAAAACUGUAUGUAUUAUUGUAUUCAAUUACUUGUUGCUAACAGAAGAAUUCCGUAGAAACAGAUGAAUUCUCUUUUCAAGAAACAAUCACAUCCGUACAACGUUGCUCACAGAUGGGAGGGGCGUGGCACUGCCUGUUGGUGGUGGUGGUGAGUGAUGACCCAGCCUUCCUCUCCGACUUCGCUCAACGGUCACUCAGGCGUCACGCCCUCAGGUGGUCCACGAGGAUCCUUGUCCUCACUCGCCUCCCUCUCACCCAUCUUGGCGACCUGCACGGCCUUCUCUCCAACAGGAACGCCAUGCUGCUCCUCGCGCACCGAGGCCAGAAAACAAGGGAUGUUGGCGUGUACGUUGCGAUGCCGUUCAGCCCCAUCACGAAGCUCCCCAACAGAGUUGCCAGCUGGUCUCCCAGCAAGACUUGGACACAAACUCUACAAUCACAGUUUUUUCCGGACAAGUUUAUUGUAUUCGCUUCAGCACCAACGCUGACGGUGGCGGUGGAGCUCAUGCCUCACCACUCCCUCACAUGGGUGGACGACCCGCUCGCCAAGGAGGGACGCCGUCUCGUCUACACCGGUGCACUGGAUAAAAGCGUUACGUAUCUUGCAAAAGCAAUGAACUUUACGCACAGGUACGUGUUGUCCUCAGACAGGACGUUCGGCACUAUAAUGCCUGACGGCUCCUGGACCGGCAUGAUGGGCAUGGUGGUGCGGGAGGAGGUAGAUUUUGGAGGUGUGCCCUUCAUGUUGUCGCCAGCACGGGCAGCAGCAGGAGACUACACUGCGAUGAUGUGGACUGGAAACGUGAUGAUACUUGGGGGGCUAGGAGGGCUUAAGAUUGACCCGUGGGGCUUCCUGCUGCCCUUCACGCUCAUAGUGUGGGCAGCCGCCCUGACGGCACUGCUGAGUGUGCUGGCCUUGCUGGAAAUAUUUUCCUUCAGUCUCUCCAGCAAGACGCUGCAUCGCGGCGCCUUCAGCCCUGUCCGCGUCCUCCUGCAGCAAGACGUGGUGUGGCCCGCGGAGUGGUGGUGGUGGGAGCGUCUGGUGCUGGGUUUGUGGAUGCUGACGACGCUGGUGCUGACGAGGAGCUACGCCGGCAACCUCAUGUCCCUGCUGGCCGUGAGAUACGUGCCGCAGCCCUUCCAGACUCUGAGGGACGUCCUGGACCACCCGAGCGUUGCCAUGAUAUGGCAGAAGUAUUCCAAGAAUGAAGAAUUUCUAAGAGGUGUCCAGUCAGGUAUGUUUCGAGAAGUGGCGGACCUGGAGAAGAAGGGGCGCCUAAAGUUCAACACACAGACACAGUUCUCUAAUAGCCUUGACACCCUGGUGAGGGCCGGAGACCACGUUCUCGUCGAAAUUGAUACCACUGUUAAAAACUUAAUGGCCUUAGACGUUUCCAAAAAAGGUCGCUGUGACUUCUAUCUGUCCAGAGAUGGAUUUCUGCCGUUUUCUUCUUCUAUAAUAAGUCAGAAAACGAAUCCCAUCAUUCAAGGUCUCAGUCCAAGGGUGAUGGCGCUGACGGAAUCUGGACUCUUCAGGUACUGGAUGCAGGACGUCCCCAAUUUCACUCGAUGCAACAAUGUGCCCAAAAAAGUGGCGUUCUCUACCACUCUCUCGUUCACUAACCUUUGGGGAGUGUUUGCAUUGCUGGCGGGGGGUCUGACUGCUGCCCUGGUGGUCUGGUGCCUUGAACUUCUGAACCUACCGGCCAAGAAGUCAUCAUGGAAAACGGUGUGACCAACAGUGUUCAUCCUGCUUUA